Molecule: messenger RNA, 2159 nt
Organism: Hyalella azteca
Lineage: Eukaryota; Metazoa; Arthropoda; Malacostraca; Amphipoda; Hyalellidae
Exons: 6
Coding region: 94-1014 (306 amino acids)
Source: RefSeq, a predicted model, not a curated record
AAUCAGCAACUCUUCUUGUGCAGUCAAAUACUGUAGGGCCGCCCGUGGUGGAUCAAAUCUGUCCCGCACGUUUUUCCGACGGGUGCAGUGAGGAUGCUCCUUCUCACUGUGCUGGUGGUGGCGGCAUCAGGGUCCGCUAGUGGCACCCCGGGGAUGAUCACUUACGUCUCCAACAGGAGAGAGGGGAAGAAUGAGCCGACUUCUGUCAUGUACGGAUCUCCUGAACCGACUUAUGGUUCCCCAGAGAUGAGCUAUGGUCCUCCUCCCCAGUCCUAUAAAGUGCAGGCCCCGAUGGUGUACUUGGUACCUCAUCAAAUGCCAAAGAAGAAGCCGAAAGAAAAAGAGGUCGAAGAAGAAGUAGAAGAAGAAGUAGAGGAGGAAGAAGAAGAAGAAGAAGGUAAAAAGGGGAAACCAGCAGAAACUAAAGAAGAAAAGAAAUGUGCCGUCCGACUCCUUCUUCCGCCGCUGAUCAUUAUAACGAUCUUCAUCGGGUGUAUCUUAAUACAACUGGUGAUACCUACCGUCACGGAAGCGGUCUUGGCCCCGGUGGUGAACCCGCUUGUGGCGGUGAUCCAGGCAAUUACUCUACAGACGCCCGUCACUGUCAUACGCAGUGGAAGAUCAAUGCCGGGCAAUGAUGUCCCCGAUUCUGCACUGCAAGCAUUCGAUUCGCUUUUCCAACUGACAGUGCGAGUCACCGAAGUGCUGUCCAACGAGUCCUGUUUUGCUGCGAUGCUGUGCGAGGCCGCCGCUGCCGUCCCUCAACCCGACUUGUCGUCCAGAGUGCUGAAGUUUCUGGUGCCUUAUCGCUACCACAGCUACGUAGACAUCCUCACGGGGGGCAAGCAGCGCUGCAGGAAGCUGUAUCCCUGCCACAUAUGGCCCGAGCGUCCCAACAAAAUGCAGGCCAACGGCUUUUUAUCCAAUCAAAAACUUAGACAAAAUGUUACAGUACAACCGCAAUUCAAUGAAACGACAGACUCAAAUGAAUUUUCCAACCAAAUCUGGCGAUGAUUAGUAUUUUUCUGCUCGUCUAUAUAAGCUCAAUAAUUUCAAUCGUACGACUACACAUUUUAUCUCAUUCGACUUAUUUGGUUCAUGUUGAACUAUGCACAGCUUCGAUAUUGUUGAGCAAUGCCAGACGUAUUAUAGUAACUUAUUUUAAUUUAUUAUUUAGUCUAAGGCAUUGAGUAAGUAUUUGAGUGCUUUAAUGAAUCAUAAAUCACAUUUGAGAAAGAACAAUGAUUAAUUAACCUGACCAGAACAUCUCGUAUACAAAUAAAAACAAGAAUAUAUAAAACAAUUCCGACAAUUCUGAAGUCAGUAAGCUGUUGUCAAAAUCCAUGCUAUUGUAAGACGUUCGCAGGAUCUCGAUAAAAUACUUUUUACUUUUCUCUGCGCUUAAUUCCAAAUCUGAGAUGAGGAACACGAUUUGCAGGUCUAUUUCAGGCUCGCCUCGUUUUUCAUGCUAUCUAGCAACAAAAAAUCUCUCUUUGAGAGAAGAGGCCAAUUAAAUCAUUGCUCAAAAAGCAAUACCAGCACAUAGCGAUAGGGGGCCUGGGCUGGCGACGAUUCAAUUGAAUUCGACGAAUGUAAAGUUGCAUUGUUUGCCGUUGCCUCGGUAUACAAAUUUAAUUAUAAGGAAGUUUCACUGAUAUAUUAUUACAUAACGAAAGAUUUUCCAUUUCAUGUGUAAAAGAUAAUAAAUUGUUUGUUGCUUCAACUUUAUAUGAAAGUUUUGGUCCGCUGAGAGGAAACUAAAGACCGAUCGAUGCUUCUGCUGCAAAACAAGUAUCGACAAAAAAACGUAUGCAAUAUUUUUCAUAAAUUUAUUUCAUUAUUUAAUUUUAAUUGAUCAGGACGUCUUUUAAUUUUAAAUCUAAUAUCUUUUUCCUCGCUGGAGUCGAGUUUCCUUUAGAAUCUCUACCUGCGAAGUAUUGUCAUUUUCUAAGUAAGCGGUUCAGCAUCGAUUUAAAGUGAAUUAUCUCUGGAUUUAAAUAUUAUUUCGAUAGGUUUUAACUCCUACACAUCGACUUCUUUAUCAUAAACUGGUUCCUGUGCUCCAAUUAAGAAUCGAUUUGAAUAAACCCUCAACUUCCGUAAACGGUAAUUUCGAUAAUAUUCAAGAGUAAACUUUAUAAAUGAAUACUAUUUUUUGG